AUGGACGUGCUGAGGUUCGUGCGCGGCGCCGCGCCGCCGCAGCAGCCUCCGGUGGCGCCGGCCUCGGUGCCGCCCCCGGCGGCGGCGGCGAUGUCGGCGCAGCGCCAGCGGCAGCCUCCUCUGCACCAGCCGCCGCGCGCGCCGCUGCACGCGCCGCUGCUGCGCAUGUGGCCGCGUGGCGGGGGAGAUAGGCCGCCGCCCCCGGCUGGCGCCUCCGUCCGCGGCGCGGAGCCGAGGAGUCCUCCGCCCGAUGAUGAGGAGCGGAAGGAGGAGGGGAACGAGCGGAGGCAGGGCGGCAACUGGGUGCUGCAGAUGCUGCGGGUGCAACCGCGGUGGGUGGAGGCGGCGGACGCGGAGGCCUCCGGCGGCGGCGGUGGCGGCCAGGAACCGGAGGAGGAACCGAAGGCGGCGGCUGUGGCUGCCGCAGGUGGCGUCGAGGUGUUCGACCGCGCGUCUUUCUCGCGGCUCCUGCGGAAGGCGUCGCUCCUGGAGGCUAAGGAGUACUCCAUGAUGUCCUACCUCUGCAACAUCGCCUACAUGAUCCCCAGAAUUCAGCCAAAAUGUCUCCGGAGAUACAAUUUGCGGUUUGUGACAUCGUCAAUGCAAGACAAGGCCGGAACUAGCCCUGAUCAGAAGCAGGAGCAUAGCACUAAGAAAGAUGAAUCUGGGGAUCAAGCACCUGAAGCUGUGGACAGUGUGGUGCCAGCGAGCCAGGGGGAAAGAAGUGGCCUAGGGAUUAGCGCCUUUGGUGCAUACCAUGUAGUGUCUUCGGCUGCCUCUUAUUUGCAUUCCCGGGCCAUGGGCAUUAUGCCAUUUGGUCCCGGGAAUGAUGCCAAGGAUGAUCCAACCAUCAUGGCGUUCGUGAGUGGCGAGAGCAGUGACGGGUUGAGCUUGGACGAAGCCUCAUUUGUGGCCACAACAAAUUCGGUAACCUCCAUGGUUGCGGCGAAGGAAGAGACACGACAAGCCGUUGCAGAUGAUCUGAAUUCUUCAAGAUCUUGCCCUUGUGAGUGGUUCGUCUGUGAUGAUGAUCAAAACAGCACAAGAUACUUUGUGGUUCAGGGCUCAGAAUCAAUUGCUUCUUGGCAGGCCAACCUUUUAUUUGAACCUGUCAAAUUUGAGGAACUCGAUGUGCUCGUUCACAGGGGCAUAUACGAAGCUGCCAAGGGGGAUGUAUCACCAGAUGCUACCCUACGUGAAAGCCCACUUGAAGAGCUGCAGCAAAUCCGCACGGCUGCGGUUGCCAACGGGAAUUUCCGCAGCCACCCGUGCCUCACAAACCAGAAACUCCUGUACGCGCCGAUGGGGGAGGUGCUGAUCCUGCAGCCGGACGAGCGGCUGUCCCCGCACCACCACCUGCUCCCGCCGGACAGCGGCAUCUACCACCUGGCCGGCGUCGACGGGGCAUCGGCGUCGGUGUCAGCGUCCGGCGACGGCUCCCUGUCGCAGCAGCUCCGGUCCGCGCUGUCGGCCUUCUUCAACUCGCCGCACCCGCUGGAGAUCCUCAAGGACGGCGCCGCGUACGGUCCCCGGGGCUCCGUGUACCGCGACCACGACGUGAACUCGUACCUCCGGUCCGUGCGCGCCGUGGUUCGCAAGGAGGCCCGGCGCGCGCGGGAGGAGGCCGAGCGGGGCCGGUGGCGGUGGCGCCUGCUCCUGUGGUGGCCGUUCGGCGUCCACGGUGUGUCGUCGUCCGGCUCCUCGGGGCGGCGCGGGGGCCUCGUGGACGCCGUUAGCGAGGCGGCCAGGCGCGCGCACCUGCUGGUGGUGGUGCUGCUGCCCGCGGAGCUGCUCGCUCUCGGCGCGCUCCUGGCCGUUAUUAGAUUCAGGUGA
This is a messenger RNA of Miscanthus lutarioriparius, 1833 nucleotides long. Lineage: Eukaryota; Viridiplantae; Streptophyta; Magnoliopsida; Poales; Poaceae. The record is from the annotation of a GenBank genome assembly.